GUUGCUCUGCGGUGGCGCCUUCUGGGCUUCGGUUGGCCCCUCCGUCGAGAGGUUCCUCUGCCGUUUCCCAGCGGUCCCUUUUCAGAGAGAAAAAACUGACAGCAUUGUGAAGUACCCAUGCGUGUUAUGGAUGUUACCCGUCUGCUUCGGCAACUGCGGCAGUGUUUGCAAUUUUUCCUUAACUGAUCAGGUGCACCUUUAUGUUAAGCGGGGUUAGGUCAAGUAGUGUUGCUCUGUGAUGUGUUAUUUUAGGGUGCCAAUUAAUCCUCAUAAGGAUUGGUGGUUCCACAAUGUUCAACAUGUUCUGUAGUCGACGCUUAAACGUUCCAGUUCAAACUAUAUCUUCUCUUGGACAGCUGUGUAUUGUAGAGCCAGUUUGUGUGUCAUACGUACUGUUUCUGUGGGAACGAUUAGCACUGAACUGUAAUAAAGUACAACCGUUCAACGUCGAUUAGCGCAUUAAAAGAAAGAUCUUCCGCUUAUUACGUUUUUGAAGAUCCUGGCGGGAAUUGGAUCAACCCAUCAUCGUAGCAAUCGUUGCCAUGACCUCAGCUCAUUGAUGUGUUUCUGCUGUCGAGGAAAUAGCGAAGGAAAAAUAGAAUUUACAGAAGUGAAUUAGUUGACUUAGAAAAAUGCCAGUAAUUAUAUGCCUUCCAUUAAUGGAAUUCUUUUAUGGCCAACAGGUGCCUAAAUAACUGAUGAAUAAUUGGCACGUGUAAGUAAACAUGUGCAAAUCGCAAUGCAGCUGGUUCCCAUACGCCAUUUGUUUAUCUGACAUAGUACAUAUUUGUUGGAUCAUAAUACCAGCGGGGAGUGAGAAACUUUCUAUUACAAAUACAAGUAUGAUAAUGGUAAUAGUAAUUAAACCGUUAAGUGGAUAUCAUCGUUGACGGCUGGAAUCUAGCCUUUUUGCUUAAAAGGAAAAGAAGAUAGGAUUUUCAGCCGACACUAAUUUCCAGGUUCUGCUAAUUCGAUAAAAUAACCAAACAUUUUUCAUAUUUGUAUGUUAAGUAGUAUUUCUGUCUAAUCAAUAUCGCACAAUAGUAAUAAAAGAUAGACAGAAGGUUCUAACAGAGCUCAAAAGACAUAUCUCCUACAAUGACAACUAGAAAUAUACAAAAUAGAAGUGUCGUCUGAUCUUCGACAAAAACAAAUCGAGAAAAAGAGAUAAAACACGCAUGUUUAGCUAGAACUACGGAUUACGUGACUAUUCCAUCAAUAAGUUGGACCAAUAAAUGUGGACGGUGGCACUUAGAAUACAGAUGCUCGAUAGACUACCGUUCAGACUAGAAAAGCUCAGCUUCAAAGGAUAAUAUCAUCUCUCAGCAUACCUCUACUGAGACAAACAGAGUCGCGAAACGUCACAGCUGGAAUUAAAUGGCUGAUUAGCGCAUCGACCUUUUUACAGUGAAGACGCACUCAUCAAGAUGUCGGAAAAGGUAGAGGUCAUCUUCGAAGAGGUGUAUCACGUCUACGAGACCACAGAAAAGGGCUCCUGUUGGGUGCAGCGGCGAUGCGUGCACCGUGAGACAGGUCGACAAUUUUCUGUAAAAAUUGUUGAUGUUGCUAAGAUUGCUACUUCUGCAUCGUUAGAUAUUGAAGAUAUAAAAAGAGAGGCAACUAUUUGCCACUCGUUGAAACAUUCACACAUCGUCGAAUUGCUGGAGACGUAUAGUUCCGAGGGAAUACUUUAUAUGGUGUUUGAAUUUAUGGAAGGAUCCGAUCUUUUCAUGGAAGUUGUUUCGCGAGCCUGUGCUGGUUUUGUAUAUUCGGAGACCGUAGCGUCGUACUAUAUGCGACAGAUCCUGUCGGCAGUUCGUUACUGUCAUCAGAGAGACGUUAUUCAUCGAGACAUUCGACCACACUGUGUCCUUCUUGCUACAAAAGAUACAUCAGCCCCGGUAAAGCUUUAUGGAUUCAGCCAUGCAAUUCGACUAGAUGAACAAAUAUCCCUGACGCAACAUCAAAAGCGAGUAGACGGUAACGGUAUGAAUGGUUGCCACUUUAGUGCCCCUGAGGUUCUGCGAGGUCUAGGUUAUGGUAAACCUAGCGACAUAUGGUCGUGCGGUGUUCUUCUCUAUACGCUGCUUUGUGGAUCACUUCCCUUCAAUGGAACGGGUGACAGGCUCGAAGAACUCAUCUGUCGCACUAAAUAUGUGAUGUCAGGUCCUAUAUGGGAUGCAGUAAGCAGUUCAGCAAAGGAUCUUGUUUCUAAAAUGCUCGUGCACAAUCCCCUUGACCGGUAUACGGCCGUGCAGUUAUUGGAACAUCCGUGGAUCCGACAAAGAGACACCCAUGCACCUUCAGAGCAUCUACACGCUACUGUAGAGCAGCUAUACCGAUUCAACACCUGCCGUAAGCUUAAAGGUCUGGUCCUAUCGGCGGUCUCUUCUGAGAAAUGGCUGACGCUUUCGCUCUGUGUAUCUUCUCCGAUCAAUGAUAAUAACAACGACGUGGACUUAGAGCAAACGACAGCAAACCAUCGCUUAGAGGAAUUUUUGAGUAAUCGUGCGGUGUCGGUGAUAAUUGAAUCGCUCGAUGAUUUGGAAUGUCUCAGUGAUCCGAAUUACGAUCCGGUGAUGCUGGAUAACCUUUUUACAGAGCAACGAUUUAUCAGUCUACUACAGCUCUACGACAAGAUCCAUCAACAAUGUCUUCUACCACCUCGUGACCUGCCUGACGAAGACGCUUCUCUCAUCGCUCAGGAGAUCGCAGAAUGGAUCGAAGAGACCCCGUUGGGUUUAACUCCGGAAAUGGAAGAACUCCACAGCAUCCUCUCCAAGCCGUACCUCAGAUCACUGCUCCAAGCACAUGACGUUGUUGCGCACGAGAUCUUCGGCGACGGCGCGGUUCCGUUAACACCUCCGCCCCAAACGGCAACGCUGACAACGACACUAUCGUCUUCGACUGGCGGAUGCCUUGGUGGCUUAGGAGGGACACUCGAAGGCGCCUUACCCAUAGCAUUUGGUAGCGGAAUUGGCCUUGGCGCAAUCAGUGGAAUAGGUGGAGUUGGCGGAACGCCGUUGCAAAUGAACGGGGGCAUCGGGAUGAGUCCACUGGGAGCUGUCGCUGGACGCAGCGAUGUGCGCCGAUUGCAGAGCUCGGGCACAACGUCGCCCGAGGGUUUGCUUGACGACAACGACCCCACAAACAUCACCACUGGUCAACAACAAAAUCAACAACAACAACACAUUACCCGCAUACGCCUCGUUCAAUUCCAGAAAAACACCGAUGAGCCUAUGGGAAUCACACUGAAGGUUGACGAGGAGGGACGCUGUAUCGUGGCUCGCAUCAUGCAUGGAGGAAUGAUUCAUAAACAAGCGACUUUGCACGUGGGCGACGAAAUCAUUGAAAUCAAUGGAAUCAGCGUGGCCAACCAGACCGUCGAAAGCCUUCAACGAUUGCUACGUGACGCGCGGGGCAGCGUGACGUUCAAAAUCGUGCCGACAUUUCGAAGUGUGCCCCCACUAGCAACAUCGGGCCUCCCACAGACCGAGCAAUAUCACCAUCAUCAUCAUCAUCAACAGCAUCAAAAUUUCAACCAUCUUGCAUCAUCUGCUAUGUACAUAAAAUGCAUGUUUAAUUACGAUCCGAUUGACGACGAGCUCAUCCCAUGCACUCAAGCGGGGAUUUCGUUUCGUAUAGGUCAAAUACUACAGGUAAUAAAUAAAGAGGAUGCAAACUGGUGGCAGGUGCGUAAAUGUUCACCUGAGGGUCCCUCCGGACUCGUUCCAUCGCCCGAACUUCAAGAAUGGCGUCUAACACAAACAGCGCUGGAGAAUGCCAAGAACGACAAGUACGGUCAUCACCGCGACUCGACGAAUUGCUCAAUCUUUCGAAAACGUAAAAAGGAAAAAGAAAAGCAGCUUGCUGCCAAACGCGCUCUUGCGGACGAUAUGGACUUGUCAUGCUAUGAAGAAGUGAUGAAAGUUCCCGCUUUUCGCCGUAACACCCUUGUGCUACUCGGGGCCCAUGGGGUGGGACGGAGACACAUUAAGAACACGUUGAUUGGAGGCAAUCCUGAACGAUACGCAUAUCCAAUCCCACAUACGACGCGACCACAGCGAAGGGGCGAGGAAAACGGGCAUCAUUAUUUUUUUGUGCAUCAAGAUGAAAUGUUAAGAGAUAUUGCUACCAAUCAAUACCUCGAAUACGGCGGCCACGAAGGUGCCAUGUACGGAACAAAACUCGACACGAUCCGAAGGAUAAUCAACAGCGGUAAAAUGGCUAUACUGGAUGUAGAGCCUCAGGCAUUGAAGAUGCUUCGAUGUGCCGAGUUCACGCCGUUUGUCGUCUUUAUCGCCGCUCCACCGCUUGGCACGCUUCAUGAUGUGGACGGUAGUUUAGAACGCUUGAAUCGCGAAUCUACCCAGCUAGCAAACACGUUCGGUCGAUGGUUUGACUUAACGAUAGUCAACUCAGACAUAGGGGACACUAUCCAUCAACUGAGAGAAGCUGCAGAACUAAUACAUCUACAGGAGCAAUGGGUACCGGUAACAUGGGUUUACCGAUAACGGUGACAUGAAGACUUUUACCAGCA
This is a messenger RNA of Varroa destructor (honeybee mite), 4540 nucleotides long. It is a transcript of the gene CASK, whose product is annotated as peripheral plasma membrane protein CASK. The record is from RefSeq and is a predicted model, not a curated record. Lineage: Eukaryota; Metazoa; Arthropoda; Arachnida; Mesostigmata; Varroidae. Gene Ontology annotation, molecular function: protein kinase activity; ATP binding; protein binding. Gene Ontology annotation, biological process: protein phosphorylation.